Molecule: messenger RNA, 627 nt
Organism: Echinococcus granulosus
Lineage: Eukaryota; Metazoa; Platyhelminthes; Cestoda; Cyclophyllidea; Taeniidae
Exons: 6
Coding region: 1-627 (208 amino acids)
Source: RefSeq, a predicted model, not a curated record
AUGGAUAUAAUGAAUGUUUUGUCAUUGAGCGCUAAGAUUUUUGUUGAUAGUGGUGCAGGAGAAACAAUGCACUUGCCAUAUUGCAUCAAGUAUAGAUUUUUCUUAUUAACGCUUUGCAUUUGUUUCAAUUUAUUCACGCUUCUAAUCUGUUCCGAUUCAUUUAUAGUUUAUGAGGUGGUAAUGCUUGAAAAUUUUCUUAUAAAUAUACUAACUUUGUGCCCGUAUCUUUCUCGCGUGUCUCAGGCAGCCCAAGGCCAAAGAGGUGGUAAAAAUACCAAUCAGAAUAGACAACCAUGUAAAAGGCUUCGACAAACUUUAAAGGUUUGUUUGGUUGUUGAUGUCGAUCUUUCAACAAUUAUCUGUUUACAUUUGACGAAAAAAGUCCAUCCUGACAUGAAGGUGAUUUGUGCAGCUAUUGCGAGAGCCUGGCACCAAUGUGAUAGGGUCCCUUUAUUAGUAGUGAAAUUUUAUAUAGAUAAAGGUGCUGCAAAUCCACCAAAAUUUGGUGCUUGUGGAAUGUGCAUCGCUCAACUAGACAAGGAUGAUAAAUUUGUUCGUGCAAUUCCGGCUCAUUUUCACUUAGUGCAGCUUAAGAAGGCAAAAUGUUGUUUGUGGUCAGAUGAAUGA